Molecule: messenger RNA, 2543 nt
Organism: Phycodurus eques (leafy seadragon)
Lineage: Eukaryota; Metazoa; Chordata; Actinopteri; Syngnathiformes; Syngnathidae
Gene: kcnab1b
Product: potassium voltage-gated channel subfamily A regulatory beta subunit 1b
Exons: 14
Coding region: 602-1810 (402 amino acids)
Biological process (GO): potassium ion transport; negative regulation of delayed rectifier potassium channel activity; transmembrane transport
Cellular component (GO): voltage-gated potassium channel complex; juxtaparanode region of axon; membrane
Molecular function (GO): transmembrane transporter binding; potassium channel regulator activity; voltage-gated potassium channel activity
Source: RefSeq, a predicted model, not a curated record
CUAUCUCUCCCUCUCGCUCUUUACGCUCGCCACACUCUGCUCCGUAUCCGUCCUCUUCUUCCUCAAGUGGGCUACCAUGCGUCUUAGUUUCUCCCAUUCCUCUCUGCUCGACUCCCACCCUUCGAGGGUCCUUUCAUCAUCAAGCCCAGCGCUCUCGCUUGCACGCCGGGCUCGCUAAACGCCUUCCGGAGGACUUUGGAACAGGACACAGCUGCUUGUCGGGUCUGCGGAGACCUUUGCUGAGACCCUUCACUCGAUGGAGGAAACGCAUCAGUCAGCAGUGUCGUGUCAGACACGUCAAUGACGACUCACUGCAUGUGGAGUCAGCCUUCCGCAGGAUCUCACUCUUAAGUCUCCACAAACCAAUCAGGACGGCAUGGCUGUUACAUCAGUUUGAGUUACCCCCGCACCGCCUCAAAAAAAAAAAAAAAAAAAACGACACUCAUGCUCCUUCUUCCCAGCCUGUGACCUCCAUAUGAGAUACCACAGCUCAGCGCAGAACUGGCCCCGACUUUCAGCUUCACGUCGUCAUAAAAAGGAGCAGCUGUCUCGGUCUCGGAGCUAGCUCUCGUGGUCGCGGCGUUGGUUUGCGCCCACAGCCAUGCAGGUGUCCUUCGCGUGCACAGACCAUGGGCUGAAGGCCCCACGCAACGGCGAACACAGUAAGCAGAACACCACCAGCCCCAACACCACCAGCCAGGCUCGAGCCCGCUUUCGCACCGUGGCCCUGAUAGCUCGCAGCCUGGGUUCCCUCACCCAUCGCUACCACCACAACCUCAAGGAGUCCACCGCCAAGCUCACUGGCAUGAAGUACCGGAAUCUUGGGAAAUCUGGUUUGCGUGUCUCCUGUCUGGGCCUCGGCACGUGGGUGACAUUCGGCGGUCAGAUCUCAGAUGAGGUGGCCGAGCAGCUGAUGACGAUCGCGUAUGAGAGUGGGGUCAACCUCUUCGACACGGCGGAGGUGUAUUCCGGCGGGAAAGCAGAGAUAAUCCUGGGAAACAUCAUCAGGAAAAAGUGCUGGAGGCGUUCUAGUCUGGUGAUCACCACGAAACUCUACUGGGGAGGAAAGGCAGAGACAGAGAGAGGCCUCAACAGAAAACACAUCAUUGAAGGUUUAAAGGGCUCCCUCCAGAGGAUGCAGUUGGAGUACGUCGAUGUUGUUUUUGCCAACCGACCGGACAACAACACUCCCAUGGAAGAGAUUGUGCGAGCCAUGACCCAUGUGAUCAACCAGGGAAUGUCUAUGUACUGGGGGACAUCACGGUGGUCUGCCAUGGAGAUCAUGGAAGCCUACUCAGUGGCCAGGCAGUUCAAUCUUAUUCCACCAGUCUGCGAGCAGGCUGAGUAUCAUUUUUUCCAGAGGGACAAAGUGGAAACACAGCUGCCAGAGCUCUACCACAAAAUUGGUGUAGGUGUGGUCUCUUGGUCUCCUUUGGCCUGCGGCAUUAUCACCGGGAAAUAUGACGAUGGCGUGCCGGAGUCCUCCAGGGCUUCCAUGAAGCCAUACCAGUGGUUAAGGGAGAAAAUAAUGAGUGAGGAUGGAAGAAAACAGCAAGCCAAGCUGAAAGAGUUGGCUCAUAUAGCAGAAAAGCUUGGUUGUACGUUACCCCAACUUGCUAUAGGUGAUUCCAAAGAUGACAGUGGGCAUCGCCUCAGAAGUGGAUCACAUACUGGGGAAUCGUCCACACAGCAAAAAGGACUACCACCAUUAGGACGAUCCGACUUCUUGGCAAACUGUCCUCUGAAAGUGUAUCAAAGCUCAUACUCACAGCCAUGGCACAACAAUUACUGCCCAACUUUGCUCGUGUGACCCUGUGUGUGACUGCGCAAAGUGAUCUGCUUGGCUCUUCAGUCACGUGUCAUUAUCAUAAAGUGAGAUCAAUGCAUGCUUACAACCAUGACAGCCAGCAGAUGGAACAGUUAAAAGAUGCAGCGAGAACAUUGCUGGUAUGGAAUCCCCCCAGCUGUAUGUGCAACAUUCAAAGUCAUUGCCGCGCAGUGAAUAACUUAAGUUGCAUCUAUUUUUUAAGAUAGAUAGAAUUUUGCCUCACUAGAUGUUUGUGAGACAUUAGAAACAAUAUAUAUGAUAACCUGCGUAACUGGACCUGAUCUCGACAGACUUGAUGCCACGUUGAAUGUCUUUUAGCAGCUCAAGCUGAAGGGUCAACGUGAUAAAACUGAAUUCCGCUAAUAUAUUUUUAAAAACACCUUUGCUGUACUGAUUGUAAUGUGUUUUACUUGAUGAGCAGUUUUAACGUUCCUCCAGAAAUAGUCUACUCUCCUAUUGUUUACCUUCACCUCUUUUUAAUUCAACUGUUGUUGUUAAAAAAAUUUCUUGUCAGGAUUGGAGAGAUGAUGAAACAAUACGGGGCGCUUAGACCAACAAAGCCGUAUAGGCCUAGCUAAUGAAAACAUUACACUAUACAAGCCCCUCCAGUCAUUUCUUCUAGAAGCCAUUUUACUAAAUGGGUCUUAGUUUUGCUCUCUAUGUUCAUGUGUAUUUUUUGUCAUGGUUCAUCAGAGUUGUACAAAGAAAUAAAGAU